Hypomesus transpacificus is the source of this 2202-nucleotide messenger RNA. RefSeq names its product dual specificity protein phosphatase 19-like. Gene Ontology annotation, biological process: protein dephosphorylation; regulation of MAP kinase activity. The coding region runs from base 771 to 1415 and encodes 214 amino acids. Gene Ontology annotation, cellular component: cytoplasm. The record is from RefSeq and is a predicted model, not a curated record. NCBI's taxonomy places the organism in Eukaryota, Metazoa, Chordata, Actinopteri, Osmeriformes, Osmeridae. The transcript has 4 exons. Gene Ontology annotation, molecular function: JUN kinase phosphatase activity.
AGAUAGGGAGAGGGAGGGAGAGCGAGAGAGAGAGACAGAGGGAGGGAGAGAGGCAGAGAGAGACUACUUGUACUCUAUCUCCAUCUAGUGGUGAGCAACGUGUCCCACUGCAAAUGGUGAUCCUGGAUCUCCACAGAUCCCUCUACUCACCGUCCAAAUCCCCUGAAUCCCACAGCUUCAGAUGAACAUGCUAACGUUCUGCUGCACCAUCGUCUCACGGGCCAGCACACGCACAUACAUGCACGUACAAAUCCUGUGAAAGCAAUGGUCGCCGUACCAAUCUACAAUCCAUUGAUUUAGUCUUGUUUCUGACCAGAGGAGACGUCAAGGCAGUGAGCAGGUUGGACGGCCACAGGGCCCUGUUGCCGAAAGGCUGUUUAUCUGCAGCAUACUGUGAGCAGGCAGGUGGGGUGAGUGAGAGACUGCAGGUCUCAUCUUUCAGUCUGGGUUUCCUCGAGACUUCGGGGAACUGGAGAGUGUGUUUCUGUGUGUGUGUACGUGUGUGCGUGCGUACGUGUGUGCGCGAGGGUGGCAGUGCGUCAGUUAAGCCGAGACACGGAAGCGACCGCAUCUAUGCUCGCAGAGGGGAACCGCUCCAGCCUCUCAUUCCAGCCUGACCCAUUACUGACAAGUCAACAAACAAGCCUCGACACCACCACACCCGGUUCCCCCUCCAAACCUACCGGCCUUCACCAGGACCCAGCCUUCCCCCGGACCCGGACCCAGCCCCAGCCCCUCUCCGCCCAGACGCCCCGAUCCAGACCCAUGAGAUGCAGUCUCUGGCCCAGGAGAUCCAGAGCUUCUCCAAGGCCAAGCUGAGGAAGCAGUGCACCCGCGUGACCUCGCUGAGCGGACGCAGGAUCAUCGAGACGUGGAAGGGCUCCACGGUCCACGUGGUGGAGGACCUGGCCCAGCCCGAGACCCCCUGCGGAUACGUACCGGACCACAGCUGGGACCUGCAGGUGGGCUUGGUCAAACCAUGCCUGCUUCUGGGUUCACAAGACGCUGCUAAUGAUUUCAGCACUUUGAGGAAACACAAGGUGUCCCACAUCCUGAACGUGGCGUACGGCGUGGAGAACGCCUUCCCCGACCUCUUCAUCUACAAGAGCGUGAGGAUCCUGGACCAGCCGGACACCGACAUCACGUCCUACCUCCAGGAGUGCUCCCAGUUCAUAGACCAGGCCCACUCAGAGAAAGGCGUGGUUCUGGUCCACUGUAACGCUGGAAUCUCGCGGGCGGCCUCCAUCGUCAUUGGCUACCUGAUGUUAAAGGAGGGUCAGCCAUUCGACCAGGCCUUCUCUGCAGUGAAGUCUGCGCGCCCCACCACCUGCCCCAACCCCAGCUUCCUGGAGCAGCUUCGGGGCUUCAGCCCCACAGCGGUCAAGGGUCAGGUCAACGGCACCAACCACGUCUGAGGAGGGAGAACGUGCGUGGGGCUAGAUUCAGAUACAACAGCCAAAACUGAGCUGUCCCCUUCCAAAAAACGCAAUGAUUGUUUUGAAGCGGCAAAAUCCCCGAUAUGAAGCUUUAAUGGUUUGAUAGUUUGAAUCGAUUAAACACCUUAUUCUGGAACUGGGAGACAUUCUAGAGGUUAACGAUUGUAAAACUGCUAUCAGUCUUAGCUGUUGUAUCUCAAUAUGGCCAAAAAGAUCACGAGCAGUAAGGUCUUAAAGUCCAGAGAGACGUCAGAGAGACCAGUCGGGAUCCACUCUUUGUGGAACAGGAGAGGAAUGUUAUGAUACUGUAUAAUAGAGGACCACACUGUCCAAGAAAAGAAAAAUUGUCCAUAUAACACCAAUACAGACAAUAUAUAUCAAUUUCAAUAACGAUCUACAUACCUAACUACUCAUCUAGCUAUCCAGCCUCUCUAAGCUGUUCCCUAACCAGUGGUUGCAUUUGAGUGUGUGAAGUAUUGAGUAGGAGAGACUAUGGUGAUCCGCUUCUUUAAGUAGGAGAACAUCUUCAUAUUUUACUGUGACUCAUGAGAGAAUUCCUCAUUACCCAACAGAUCAUACAAAUGUUACAGGUAUCCUUCAUGAUUUUGUGGUAUACAUUAAUAGGAGGUAUUAUUUUUUGAUGUUAUCUUUAGAUUGUUUUUUUUUUUUGUAUUGCAAGCCUCUGUCCUGUUCUACUAGAUUUAUUACCGUCUAGAGUUUAACUACUAGUGUUUUUACUGUAAUUGAUGUCUUGAAAUAAAUUGUU